Messenger RNA from Gastrolobium bilobum, 1841 nucleotides. RefSeq lists its product as uncharacterized. The coding region runs from base 274 to 1572 and encodes 432 amino acids. The record is from RefSeq and is a predicted model, not a curated record. NCBI's taxonomy places the organism in Eukaryota, Viridiplantae, Streptophyta, Magnoliopsida, Fabales, Fabaceae. The transcript has 3 exons.
UUGUCCCAAGAAAGUAAGAAAAAGAGAGAGAAGAGAGAUUGCGCCAACAUUUCAGUGAUUUUUGGGUAAUUGUUCUCGUGAUCCGUGCACAAUCAACAACUUGCAUAUUGGGUUCUUUUUGCUGUUCCCUCUUUUCUUCAUUUCUUUUGUUCAACAAUUAAUCCAAACCCCCUUCUUCUACAAUCACCCAUUUCAAGUUUUCCAAUUUGGAGAGUGCAAAAGAGCAUCUGAGUUUUCUGCUUUAGAUCCAAUGGGGGAACAAUUGUGACAAGUAUGGAUCCUCAAGCCUUCAUUAGGUUGUCAAUAGGCUCUCUGAGGUUGAGAUGUACAGGAAUCGAUCUGAGCACCGGAAAAUCUGGAAUUCAGAGACUCUCUUCACCUUGUGUUUGUGAGAUACGGCUUCGAGGUUUUCCUGUUCAAACGUCAUCAGUCCCCUUGAUAACCUCUGCAGAUGUCAUACCUGAUACUCAGAACAUUGCUUCAAGCUUUUACCUUGAGGAAUCUGAUUUAAAAGCAUUGCUAGCUCCUGGUUGUUUCUAUAAUCCUCAUGCUUGUUUGGAGAUUUCUGUAUUUUCAGGGAGUAAAGGCUCCCAUUGUGGAGUUGGCAUCAAAAGGCAGCAAAUUGGGAUUUUUAAAAUGCAAGUUGGUCCUGAGUGGGGUGAAGGAAAGCCAUUGAUUCUUUUUAAUGGUUGGAUAGGUAUUGGCAAGAACAAACACGAGAAUGGUAAGCCAAGUGCAGAGCUACAUUUAAAAGUGAAACUAGAUCCUGACCCUAGAUAUGUAUUCCAGUUUGAAGAUAUAACAACAUUGUGUCCUCAGAUAGUUCAGCUGCAAGGAUCCAUCAAGCAGCCAAUCUUCAGUUGCAAGUUUAGUAAGGACAGGGUUUCCCAGGUUGACUCAUUGAGCACAUACUGGUCAGGUGCUACUGACAUUUCUGACUUAGAAACUGAGAGGAGAGAGAGAAAGGGGUGGAAGGUGAAGAUACAUGACCUAUCUGGCUCAGCUGUAGCUGCAGCCUUCAUAACAACUCCCUUUGUUCCAUCUUCAGGUUGUGAUUGGGUUGCCAGGUCCAACCCGGGAGCUUGGUUAAUUGUUCGUCCCGAUGCUUGCAGAGCCGAGAGCUGGCAGCCAUGGGGAAAACUUGAAGCAUGGCGCGAGCGCGGCAUUAGAGACACCAUUUGUUGCAGAUUUCUCCUCCCUUCUGAGGCUCAGGAAGGAGGUGAAGUUCUCAUGUCUGAAAUAUACAUAAAUGCAGAAAAGGGUGGUGAGUUUUUCAUAGACACCGAAAAACAUAUGAGAACAACAACUGGUGUAGCAAGUUCCAUACCUAGUCCACAAAGUAGUGGAGACUUUGGUUCACUGAGUCCAAUGGUUGGAGGUUUUGUAAUGAGUUGUAGAGUUCAAGGUGAAGGGAAGCGCGGCAAGCCAUUAGUACAACUGGCGAUGCGACACGUAACAUGCGUGGAGGAUGCCGCCAUCUUCAUGGCACUUGCAGCAGCUGUUGACCUUAGUAUUGAGGCAUGUAAGCCUUUCAGGAGGAAGUUCAGAAGAAGUUUUAGGCAUUCUAUGUGAAAGAACAAAGCAAAGUGUAUGUACAAUCACUUUCAUGAAUGUGCCUUUUGCUUUUCUUUGCUGCAAUACUUUAGAAAAAAAAAAUGUACAGCAUAAGUUGCCACACAUUGGUACUCAGAAUUCUUCAACUCAUUAGCCUUGUGAUGUUGGUGGCUACAUGAUAAUGGGGCUUUUGUACAAUCAAUGUGCACAUAAAAAAGCUCUUAAGUUAAUCAACUUUUCUAAAAUUGACCACAUAAAAAAGCAUUUGACACAUUUUAUGUUAGAAU